UUUGUCAAAUUUAAAUCCAAUAUGGCCGAUUCUUUCGAUUCGUAGUUUGGCUGAAAUGUCUAGCUGGAAUUUUAGUGUUAUACUUUUGUAAACCGUUUAUGCUAGCGUAUGUUUAUAUUAGAAGCACCAUAAGUUAAUCAUAUUUCGCAUCUGUAUUUCUAAUAUGCUAAGCUAACUAUUACAAUGAGUGAAGUAUCGUUUAGUGAAGCAAGUAAUGACGGAGAGAAGCCGGUUUCUCUGGAUGACUUCCCGCCGUUCGAUGAGCCCAAAGAUAGCGAUUUUGAAGAUGACAUCAGUCAGAAGGAGAGGGACUUUUACAUCAGCAAGUUUACAGACUUGAGUACUGUGUCGAAUGAAAGACUGCACUGUACGGCUUGCGACCGCCACUUGGGUAACACGACUCGCAAUGAGAGCCGCAUGCGGACGCACCCGAUGCUGCGGACCCUGAUGUGCCACACUUGUCACACGUUCUACAACAGUGGGGAGUUUGAUAAGGGCGAGGAUGGCUCGGAGCUGUACUGCCGUUGGUGUGGCCAGGGCGGACAGGUCUACUGCUGUUCGGAUUGUCCUCAUGUAUUUUGUGCGAAAUGCAUCAAAAGGAAUUUAGGCAUGGAAAAGAUUAAAGAAAUUGAAUCUACCGAUGAUUGGAAAUGUUUUAAAUGCAACCCCAGAUGUUUGUGGGAUCUCCGUGCAAUCUGCUGGGCUUUACUGCGCUUCUGCGAUUUGAGAAACAAGAUGGUUUUCAAAAUGCAUGACACUCCUAUGAAAGAAAAGUUUCAAAAAUACAUUCUACAAGACACAUCACAAUGUUGUAAGGACAAGAGGCGACGGAAUGUAGCUGGAGAUAACAAGCGGAAGUCGGAAGAACCUAGAAGGAAGAGUGAAAUUAAGAGGGAGAAAAAAGAAGAUACACCUAAGAGGGACAAGGAAGAUCUAAAGAAGUCUACCUCGGCUAUCAUUUCCAAGAUGCCACCUACCAUUCAGGUUAAGAAAUUUGCAUCAAUAAACUUGGAUGAGCCCAAAAAGGCUCAAAAGCGGUCAGCAAGCCCUAAACCUAAGUCAGUGACAAUGAAGAAUCCCAUUGCUAUUGCACCAUUGAUAAGACCUGUAAAUGUUUACCCUUCUCCGAUGCCCAUCAAGAAACUUAAGCUAAGGAGAUUGACCAAAUCUGACCCCAUUUGCGAAUUCACGCACCGCCAGCCGGGCCAGUUCGAGCGACCUCGGUUCACGAAGUUAGUGCGCCCGCCGCCGCACAACCCGUACAUGACCCUCAUCAACAACAUGCCCCCCUUCAACGGAUACAACCAUCUGCCCAACCCUGUUAGUGACAACAUUAACUUGUCUUUAGAGAGCCUCACUCAGGGCCUAGACAUGGCGACGGUGGCGUCCAUGGGCAACAGCAGCCUGGGCGGCGGCGGCGGCGGCAACAUGAUGGGAGGAGGCAACAGCAACAGAAAUGACGACGUCGUGUGCACCCCGGACUUCCCCAUUGAACCGCUCUGUGAGGUAUUCGAGGACAAUGAUGACGACGUUGAGUGCAUAACCCCGGUGCCGUCCGGCCCCUCGCGCUCCCUGCAGCAGAAGCAGGCGAACAAGAUGCCCGACCUCUCGCCCGAGAACAUCAUACAGAUGACCGAGAACGACGUCACAGUGAACGCGCAGACCGGCGGCCUCAAGUUCAGAGUAGACCCCCAGACGCUGUCGUCCAACAAGAUGUACCGCCUGCCUGACGGACGGGUGUUCGCUAUUAACUCCAACCCUAAUAUGCCGGGCGGCUAUUCCGCGACCAUCGUGGCUGUUACAGAGAAUAAAAAUAUGUCACCUGUGAACCCGCGAGGCAAUACAUACUCGGCGAAAGUGUGCGCAGUGCCAGCGAGCAGCAAGCCACCGCCGCUGACUAAGAUACCGCCCCGGAAGCAACGCCUGGCUAAGAAACAAGUAGCUAAAACAAACAGCCCUAACAAGAGGCUGGAAGAUAUACUGAAGAACUGUGAUACUGAUGUGCCUGUGGAGUGGUACCGCUACAAUGUAAUAGAUGCAUAUGAUGCGCUGGAGUAUGCGCUGGGUCGCCUGCGUAAACUCAAGCAGGAGGCCACCACGGUGUACCUGCGCUCUCGUUCUGUGCCCGAGAUGAGGAAACUUACCAAAACGCUUGACCGUCUACUUCACAACUCCGCUGCACGGUUCACCGAGGUCAGAGACAACCUAAACCAAGGCAUGAAGCAGUAUGCUGAAAAGAAAAUCAAUAAUGUCACAAUCAGCAAUACGACGGACGACGACGACGAUGAUGAUGUAGAAAUAUUGAGCAACGAUAAUGAGGGCCCUAUAUUCAUUGACGAAAACUCAAUGGAUUCUAACAAUGCGACAAGGAAUGAAAGUCAAGAUGUUGACCUCCUCAGUAGUGAUAUCAAUGAUAGCGGUGAAAAAGAGUCUGAUAGUCGGCCAUCUGGAGCGAAUGGAACGAUAGGUAAAGAUGAUAUUCUGUGUGAAGAUGUAGUCACAAUGGAUGACACUGAUAAAGAUAAAGAAAACCACGAUAAUGCGAAUGAUGAAUUAGAUGCCGAAUUGACUGAGGCUAAUGACACAAACAUGUCCGUAGAUGAUGAGUCGGCAGCUGGCGAUAAAAUAAAUGGUGAAAUAGAUGAAAAAUCGAACAAGGGAGAUGAUCUAGAUAAAGAUAUUCCUGAAAAAGAAGAAGACGAUUCAAAUAAUGUAGAAAGAGAAAACGACGAUGGAGAUAAUGCUGAUAAAAGUGUAGUAGAAAAGAAUGGUAAAGAAACAAGUGAAAUGGACACUGAAAAUGUGGAGGAAAACGAUGAUAAAUCUGACGAACAAGCUGACAACAAUAAGAAUAAGGAGAGUGAAACAACAGCACAAGAUGAUAGUGAUGCGAAAGAUGUGGACGAUGACAAAAUACAAAAAGACGAUGAAUGUAAAGAGCCAAAUGUUGAUGAAAGCAUUGAAGAGAAAAUGCUACUGUCGGAUAUCACAGAGGCACAAGACUCGAAAUCCCAAGAUCCGGAAAUAACGGACGAACUUAUUGACAAUUUACUAAAUGACGAUCCCAGUUUAGAUGUUUCUAACCACAAUAUCCUUGGUGUCUAACCAAAUUUUACUGCUUUAUUUUGUAGUAUUUUGUUACAGGGUUUCUCAACUAUUGGAGACAAUGAAAAAAUAUUUUGAUAGCUAACAAUUUCUGUAUAAUGCCUGAUUCCGGUGUUUUGAUAAGUUAUGUUGUAUUGACAUGGCCAGAAUAACUUCAUGCUUCUAUGUUGAGAAGGUCUGCACAAAUUAAUUAUUAAGUUCAUCAUUAUUAGGUAUUGCUAUUGAACUACCUAACUCGUACCUAUGCUUUUAGAUUUGAAUUUAGAGUUUUCGAAUACAAACAUCGAAGUACACUUCAUGUUUCCUAAA
This is a messenger RNA of Plutella xylostella (diamondback moth), 3414 nucleotides long. It is a transcript of the gene ADD1, whose product is annotated as ADD domain-containing protein 1. NCBI's taxonomy places the organism in Eukaryota, Metazoa, Arthropoda, Insecta, Lepidoptera, Plutellidae. Gene Ontology annotation, biological process: replication fork processing; chromatin remodeling. The record is from RefSeq and is a predicted model, not a curated record. Gene Ontology annotation, cellular component: pericentric heterochromatin; nucleus. Gene Ontology annotation, molecular function: chromatin DNA binding.